Molecule: messenger RNA, 1099 nt
Organism: Juglans regia (Persian walnut)
Lineage: Eukaryota; Viridiplantae; Streptophyta; Magnoliopsida; Fagales; Juglandaceae
Exons: 5
Coding region: 107-922 (271 amino acids)
Biological process (GO): translation
Cellular component (GO): mitochondrial small ribosomal subunit; ribosome
Molecular function (GO): structural constituent of ribosome; small ribosomal subunit rRNA binding
Source: RefSeq, a predicted model, not a curated record
UGCUACCAGUUCCCAUCUCCACCCGAAACCCCGAAAUACCCAAAACCCUGAGAACUUUCAGGAGAGAGAGAGAGGGAGAGAAGAGCGAAAGGCUCAAAAUCUGGAAAUGAAAGCCGUUCGUUUCGCUGUUCAUUCCUGUCGAACUGGGUUAUCGUGUCGAUUUCCGCGACCAUAUACAGUACGAACUCUCUCUACAAAUGCGACUUCAGGAGGCAGUGGGAUUGAUGAUAAUAAGCAAUCCAACUCAUUUGAGUCGGCCGAUGAGUUUGAGCGGCGCAUUUUCGGUGACUUUUCUGGGGGCGAUGCUAAAUCCAAUUCCAUUUUCGGAAUGCUUGAUAGACUUGGAAAGGGUCGCGACAGAUCGGGUUACAGAGUGAGCGAAGGAAGUAAUUUCCAGACAUUGGAUGGCCUGGAUGAGAGCUUCAACACAUUAUCUGAUGGAAUGGAUGGGAAGUUGAAGAAGGCAGCCACAUAUUUUUCGUUUGAUACGGAGGAAAUAGAGAAAGAUGAUUAUAAGUUUAGAGCAGAUAUGAAUUUUAAACCGAGAAUGACUUAUGAAACCAAGGAUCUUGAUCUUAGAAAGCCGGGAGUAUGGAGACCUUCCAAAACGCUCGAGUUUCAAGUUACUACAAAGGAAGUUCUUAAAAAAGCUGAUUUCAGGAAUGUCAGAUUCCUUGCAAACUUCAUAACAGAGGCUGGAAUUAUUAUUAAGAGGAGCAAGACUCGCAUCAGCGCCAAGGCCCAGAGGAAGGUUGCUAGGGAGAUCAAAACAGCCAGAGCUUUUGGUUUAAUGCCUUUCACAACCAUGGGGACGAAAUCGUUUGUGUAUGGAGAAACUAUGGAAGGUCUUGAUAAGGAUUUCGAGUACGAAUCAUAUAAUGCCCAUAUAGGUGCAGAUGCAGAUGGUGCAGACCCUCUUUGAGCCGAGAUUACGAGGUGAAUGUUAAUUUCUAUGUUCUUUUUGUUGACAGCAUUAUUGAACAUCCUUUAUUGGGGAAGAAAAAAGAGAAGAUGGAAAAAGAUAUCUGGAUAAUACGAACAUCAUUGAUUGUUUGUUUGUUUGUUUGGUUGAUUUGAAUGAAUAGAUGCUCCUAGCGAA